Molecule: messenger RNA, 5230 nt
Organism: Arvicola amphibius (Eurasian water vole)
Lineage: Eukaryota; Metazoa; Chordata; Mammalia; Rodentia; Cricetidae
Gene: Rps6ka2
Product: ribosomal protein S6 kinase A2
Exons: 21
Coding region: 113-2314 (733 amino acids)
Biological process (GO): protein phosphorylation; intracellular signal transduction
Molecular function (GO): ATP binding; ribosomal protein S6 kinase activity; magnesium ion binding
Source: RefSeq, a predicted model, not a curated record
CACCGCGUCGGGCUCCCCGGCGCGCGUGCCCGCCCGCGCGCUGUCCGGCCUGGGAUGCGCCAGGGAUGCGCGCCCGCCGGCCCUACGGCUCCUGGCAGCUGGGCGCGGGGCGAUGGAGCUAAGCAUGAAGAAGUUCACGGUGCGCAGGUUCUUCUCCGUGUACCUGCGCAAGAAGUCGCGUUCCAAGAGCUCCAGUCUGAGUCGCCUUGAGGAAGAGGGUAUCGUAAAGGAGAUUGACAUCAGCAACCAUGUGAAGGAAGGCUUCGAGAAGGCCGAUCCCUCCCAGUUUGAGCUGCUGAAGGUCUUAGGACAAGGGUCCUAUGGGAAGGUGUUCCUGGUGAGGAAGGUCACAGGCUCCGAUGCCGGUCAGCUCUAUGCCAUGAAGGUCCUGAAGAAAGCCACCUUGAAAGUGCGGGACCGGGUCAGGUCUAAGAUGGAGAGAGACAUCCUGGCGGAAGUCAAUCACCCGUUCAUCGUCAAGCUGCAUUAUGCCUUUCAGACUGAAGGCAAGCUCUACCUGAUCCUGGACUUCCUGCGGGGAGGGGACCUCUUUACCAGGCUUUCCAAAGAGGUCAUGUUCACCGAGGAGGAUGUCAAGUUCUACCUGGCUGAGUUGGCGCUGGCCCUGGACCACCUUCAUGGCCUGGGCAUCAUUUACCGGGAUCUGAAGCCAGAGAAUAUCCUCCUGGAUGAAGAGGGACAUAUUAAGAUCACAGAUUUUGGCUUGAGCAAGGAGGCCAUCGACCACGACAAGAGAGCCUAUUCGUUCUGUGGGACUAUCGAAUACAUGGCGCCUGAGGUGGUGAACCGGCGGGGCCACACGCAGAGUGCCGACUGGUGGUCCUUCGGUGUGCUCAUGUUCGAGAUGCUCACAGGGUCCCUGCCAUUCCAGGGGAAGGACAGGAAGGAGACGAUGGCCCUCAUCCUCAAAGCCAAGCUGGGCAUGCCCCAGUUCCUCAGCAUGGAGGCACAGAGUCUGCUGAGGGCCCUCUUCAAGCGGAACCCCUGCAACCGGCUAGGUGCUGGCAUUGACGGAGUGGAGGAGAUCAAGCGCCAUCCUUUCUUCGUCACCAUAGACUGGAAUAAGCUGUACCGUAAGGAGAUCAAGCCACCCUUCAAGCCAGCAGUGGGCAGACCUGAGGACACCUUCCACUUUGACCCCGAGUUUACUGCAAGAACACCCACAGACUCUCCUGGUGUCCCCCCAAGUGCAAACGCCCAUCACCUGUUCAGAGGAUUCAGCUUCGUGGCCUCCAGCCUGGUCCAGGAGCCCUCACAGCAAGACAUGCCCAAGGCCCCCAUUCACCCCAUUGUGCAGCAAUUACACGGGAACAAUAUCCACUUCACCGAUGGCUACGAGAUCAAGGAGGACAUCGGGGUGGGCUCCUACUCGGUGUGCAAGCGCUGUGUUCACAAAGCCACUGACGCGGAGUACGCUGUGAAGAUCAUUGAUAAGAGCAAAAGGGACCCCUCAGAAGAGAUCGAGAUCCUCCUGCGGUAUGGCCAGCACCCCAACAUCAUCACCCUAAAAGAUGUCUAUGAUGAUGGCAAGUAUGUAUACCUGGUGAUGGAGCUCAUGCGCGGCGGGGAGUUGCUGGACCGCAUCCUCCGUCAGCGGUGCUUCUCAGAGCGUGAGGCCAGUGAUGUGCUGUGCACCAUUGCCAGGACCAUGGACUACCUGCACUCUCAAGGGGUUGUUCAUCGGGACCUGAAACCCAGUAACAUCCUGUACAUGGAUGAGUCUGGAAACCCUGAAUCUAUCCGCAUCUGUGACUUUGGGUUUGCCAAGCAGCUGCGAGCAGAGAACGGAUUACUCAUGACUCCCUGCUACACAGCAAACUUUGUGGCGCCUGAGGUCCUGAAGCGGCAAGGCUACGACGCAGCGUGUGAUGUCUGGAGCUUGGGAAUCCUGCUGUAUACCAUGCUGGCUGGGUUCACCCCUUUUGCCAACGGACCAGAUGAUACCCCCGAGGAGAUUCUGGCUAGGAUUGGCAGUGGGAAAUACGCCCUCUCUGGGGGGAACUGGGACUCCAUAUCUGAUGCAGCCAAAGACGUUGUUUCCAAGAUGCUUCACGUGGACCCGCAGCAGCGCCUCACAGCAGUUCAAGUGUUAAAACACCCAUGGAUUGUCAACAGAGAGUACCUGUCCCAGAGUCAGCUGAGCAGACAAGACGUCCAUCUAGUGAAGGGUGCCAUGGCAGCCACCUACUUUGCUCUGAACAGGACCCCACAGGCACCGAGGCUGGAGCCUGUGCUGUCGUCUAGCUUAGCCCAGCGCAGAGGCAUGAAGAGACUCACAUCCACCAGGUUGUAGUGCUGGCCAGGCCUGCCCUCCAGCCUCAGCCUCCCUGCCCAACGUCCUCUCAGGCUCCCGGACGCCACACACAGGUCCUGUUUAUGGGCACUUGAGUGACCAUGAUUCCAGCACAAAGACGGAUCUGGCCUUGGCUGUCUGUCUCCUUUGCAGCCCUGGUGAGGGUCCUGCCCAGGAUGUCUGAGCCUUGCUGUGCCGACCUCGCCGCCGCCCGCUCUCCUUUUCUCCUGAGUGAAACCAAAUGAACCUGUCACCUCAUAGCACCCUGCUGGAGCCUGCCUGAGUUCGCUCAGGGCUUUUAGUCUUUUCACGCCAUGGCUUACGUUCAGUGCAAAGCAUUUCUGCCAUCCUGAAGUCAGCCGAGUGGCCAGCCUCUCACAAGGGUGUCCUGCUGUGACGUUAAGAAUGUUGGUGCAUGGUCCCUGCCCGGGGACCGCAAAGCUGCCCUAGAAGAGCGGGAUGCUCCUGACCGGUCUGAUGUCACCACUGGCUGUGUGAUGGCAUCCAACUUACAUGCCUGUUCUGCCCAAAGUCACCCAAAGAAUCCCUCACCACCCUCUGGUUCACAAACGAGAUGCUGGGCAGCCUCUCGACUCUGUCACUCACUUGUCAGGACGGAAGCACCCAACCCAAGAGUCGGGGUGACUGAGUCUGUUUGAGAGCCAGAUUCAUGACAGUUGAGAGGGGAGCCCCGGGAAGCUGCCAGGAAGAGCCAGUGCCUACUGCAUUGCCGCUCCCUAGCACUCUGGCCCCAAGAACACUGAGCGUGUGGGGCUCCACCAUUGCCACUUGGCACUGGCAGCUGUGCACGGGUUUGCCUGAGGUGGGGGUAGUGGAUUCAGUCUCUGUUUCCUGGUCCGCAGAGAGACCGAGGAAGUGGAACUGUAUUUCCUUCCCCAGUUCUUUCUUAGCCUGACUGAGGGCCGGAGAGACACCUGAGCCCCUUGGCCUCAGAGAGGCAAGAGGUGCCAGGACAGGCUGUGGUUCUGUGUUGCAUUUUGUUUCUGUUGUGUAGACCUGUCUUUAAAAUCACACUGCACCAAUAGUGUUUUCAGGGUGAAUCCGUGUGGGGACUCUCCAUGCAGAGUAAGCUAGUGAGACCCUCGCUGCAUGGCAUGCCCCACUCAGCCUAGCCCUGGAAGAGGGACUUGUGUGUCCUCCAGUCUCUCUGGGGGUGCCAAGGAUACCCCCAUAGUGGGCUCAGGUCAGAGGACACUCCACUGUGGCUCAGAAACUGCCAGUCUGAGGCCAACCCUUCCACCCAGGAGGUGUAGGAAGCCCCCGUUGGUCGCAGCGAGCGUGCACUGGGAAGACAGCAAACGGCCACAGCUCUUCUGUACCUCACUUAGCUCUAGGACCCAGCACCCGCCUGCAGUGCAAUGCGGGGAACGUGUUUCAGACCUCAAAGUGUAAACUCAUUUCACGAGCUUUAAUUACUCCACUGGGCUCCGUUUCAUUUGGGAAUUAUAGACUACAAAGGGUGGGAGCAGUCGGUGACUGUGUGCCAUGUUCACGGUGUCCCUAUUAAUUUCUGAGGUCUGGGUCCUUCCAUUUCAGAUAGAAAUCUAGAGAGAAAGAGAAGUGGGUAGUCUUUGGUAGAUGCUGUCCUCUUAGAAAUGAGCAGGAGACCCAGAAUCCUCCAAGGGCCUCUUGGCAUGGAUCACGGACGAGCUGCCCACGGCCUUUGGUCUAGGUUUGUUUGCAGCUUCAAAUCUAUGAGUUUUAUCAAAGAGAAAGAACAAGAGAACGCUGAGGGCAUUGCUGAGGAGGUGAGCAUCGUGUGUCCCCGCUGGUCACAAGGUCCCAUCGCCUUGGUGAUGUCAGGUUAUCUGCCUUUACCCUCACUCACCAAUGGGGUGGAGGAGGCCUUCACACCAAACCCUGUCACUAACGUGUCUGUGACGCGUGUCACACACCUGCAGAGGAUGCUGGCUCAGCCCUGCUCUGUUGAGAGUGACAUACCUCGACCUUCCCACCCUCGCCCAGUACACAAUACUUGAAAUCUUCGGUAGAAGCGGCCUAAAGAGCAUGUGGGGGGGGAUGAUCUGAACCCCCGUUCAGACGGCUGUGGCAUGUAGCCCCAGUGUCCCCUGCAUUCACCUCCCCAGUGAGCCCUUACCCAGCACAAUAAAAGGCCCUCUGUUCGCUACACAAGCUCCCCCGCAGCCCACUGUCACCCCGUGUGGGUCUUGGAAGCUACAGAACUUGUCAUGGGGAUUCCCCACCUAUAUCCCAGUCCUCCUCUACCCCUGCCCAGUGGUCACUUUGGGACCAUCCCACUGGCAGCCCCUGACCUGUCUGGGAUGAGAACAUGAUGAGUGGGGGUGGGGACCUUGUCACAUUCUUCCCUGAAGUCUGGUGGGCGAGCCUUGAGCGUCCACUCUCCUACAGUCAGAAUGUGUGGUUUAAACUACCUAGAAGCCCCAGUUUGGGGGAUUAUUGUCUGGCUUUUUAAGUGAGAAUAGUAUCUCGUGCUAUCUAACGUUGGCAGUAUUUGUAAACGGUGUUCUUCCUUAAGAUGCCCUUGGGGUUUUCCCUGCGUUGAACUGAUUCUCUCAAACCCAGGAGAAGAUACCUAGGACUCUUCAUCCUUUCUGGCGAAUUUUGCCACUCUUCACUGCCUGCAAGACUGUGAGACACCCGGAGUGGAAAAGGACUCUGUGGGCCCUGUGUGGCAGGGAAAGGUGGAAGGCGAAGCCAGCAUAGCUCAUCCGUGCAGGUGGCACACCCCUGUCCACCCUGCCCCCGCCUGGCACUGCUUUACACGAUUUACACGCUCAGCAGUGACGUUUACAGCUCACUCCGUGUCCACGUUUUCUGUGUUUGAGAUGGGCGGCCACUGUACAGAUAUUUAUUAUGCUUUCCAGACUUUCCCAUGAGAUUUUUUUGAAUAAACAUGGAUUUUAUGAAGUGUAA